CAGACGACGUGAAUCAGCCAUCAGUUAUAAGCAGCCAACUCGACCUUUUAUCAGGUAUUAGCUUCAUGUUAUGGACAGUUCGGGAUUUCUGUCUCCUAAGGCGAACGCUUUCUCCAUUGCACACCUGAUCGACCGAGCACAGCUCGCAGACCUUGCGUUUUUGCGCGGCCAGAAUCCUAACUACAACUGGAACUCGCAAGUUCUACUGAAAGAUAUGGAAGGUACAACCAUAAUGCGCGCGCGCGCUAUCAAUCAAAUUCGAGUCCGGAUAGAUUUUGGCACUACCUUCCCUGCGGUUUUCCUGGGAGUUGAUGAGUGUCUGAGCUUAUAAUUUGUUUUGCAGAGCGCCUGAUGAACGUAGGAACGGGUAAGAGAGCACCAGCGAGAAGAGUCAACCAACAUAUGAUGCCAGAGGACUCUGACGAAGAAAGCGAUGCGGGACACUCCCCAGUAUCAAACUCCCCGCCACCUCAAUCUUCCUGCUCUCAAGCUGUGGCAUCUAGGCCAUUAUGCAGCGGACUGAUCAACGCUCGAGUAGACUUGGAAAUGAAGAGUUUAUGGGAAGAGUUUCACGGGCUCGGCACAGAGAUGAUAGUGACGAAGGCGGGAAGGUAACCAAUCACGAAUUUAUUUACAUUAUCCGUUUUGGGGGUUAUUUAGGCCCUCUGGUUCCACUUCAAUUUUAGACUUAUCAAGGUUUAAUCCAGGGUGAAGUAAACGAGUUCUCGUUUUGUUAUCUCAAGAUUCUUUAGAGAUGCAGUGGUUUUUUCGUAUCAGAUUUCAAAUAAUGGUUUCCGUGAUUUCAAGGGGAGAAUCGAUUCUCUUUAGGUUUCAAGCGAGACCGACCCAAGAUCUAUAGUUACAUCUCAGACAUGAACACUGAAUGAAAUGAGAGUCUAAAAGUCAAUUUAAGAAGCGUGCGCUUAAAACCUCCUUUUAAUUGGACUGGAAAGAUAGACAAUGCUUUUGAAGUCCCGGUUUACACUGCUCGAUCCUCGGCCAUCUUUCAUCAGAAAUGAGGUUUCGUUAAUAAGACACGAGUAGGUUGUCCAUUGUCGCGUUAUUUCUUUAACAAGCGAUGGUGCAAAACAGCCGUGAAAGAUUUAUUAUGUUGAAAAGAAACCUUAUUGUAAUUACACGAAUUGAAACACCGGACGGAAUAGACCAUAAGUUGCUCGUUGAUGGAUGUCACUGGUAAAUUAACCGAAAACAAUACAGCAAUAAAAACACUGGCAAUAAAAACGUAGGUGAAAAUAGGAUAUGGAUUAUCAAUCGGAAACAUACGUCUCAGGGAGUUUUCACAUUCUUUAUAUACAAGUAUCCAUGAAGCAAGACUUAGUAAAACUCGAAGUGGUGAUAAGUCCAAGAGAGUUGUGUUCUCUCCUUUUAAGAUUUCACGAUUCACGAUUCAUGUCCGGACAAGAGACAAUUUUACGAUGCUUCCUAUAAGACGAAGGCUUGUGUGUUUUUGCUGAAUUAAAUUAGCCAUUUUUACAGGAUUGUUCGAAGUACAUCUGACCUCUGGUAUUUGCAGAUCAAAUUCAAUAUGCUGUACUAUAUUUGGUCAAAAACUGGUAAGGAUUCGUAGCAGCGAGAGAGUUUAUGCAGAAGGAAACCAGAGUGAUUUUGACUGAAAACAACCAUCGAAGUGAUUUGAGAAAGAAUCCCUAAUAUCCUACGUGUUAAUACAUAUUUCUAGUUCCACCGGUCAAGUUUCUGUAUCAUUUGAAGGGUGUGACGUCAGGGAUAAUUAAGUUACCUUUGAAAAGUUAUCUCUCAAAACUUUGAAAUAUAAAGCCAGAGAAUGCAAACUAGUGGUUUUCUUUUUUGUAUCAGUAAUACACUCAUCGAACCUUAUUAAAAAGAAUUUUCAUUCUUUGCAACAGACAACAUUUCCUCUGAAGUCGUUUACACUACUGGUGCGAUUGGAAUAAUAAGUUCCGGAAAACCUCACGUGUAGAACUGAAGAUGGUGGUUUUUUUUCAUUUUAAUGUUAAAACCUUCCUCAUGAAUUGUAUAGCAUUUAACAUUACUGCAUUGUCUGGAAAAUCCAUCAGUAACACGUGUGAGUCAGCCAAAGAUUUUUACCUUCUGCUUUUCAUUUCUUCGCUCUUGAUGAAUUUGAUUGAAAAUGACAAUCGAAUAAUCAUUGAAGGUCAGGGAAGGUCUUCCUCCUGAAAAAAACUGUCAUGGCAGAAUUGAGACUUAAUCUGUCCUGGAGGAUAAGUGAAUCAUAAAAUCCAAUUAUCAUAAUUGGACAAUGGUGGCAUUCUGUAAAUUACAAUCUAUGAAUUUUUUUAAUUCUAAAAUUUAAUUAAAAGUUUCCCUCUUCAAACCUUUGCCAUUGUAGCCAAGAGUAUAACGUGUACAAUUGAAUAUUAAGUAGUCGUUUCUCGCUUAUGAGAGGGCUAAUAUAUAAGCAAGAGUAAAAUCCGUAGUUAUCAGUCACUUUUAAUUCUUCUGCUCAAAAAAAGGGUCCAACUGACUAUAAAAGACACGGAAAAGAUGCUGAGAGAGACAUCCAUCAAUAGAGCUUUCCCUCGAUCUCUCAUGAAUUCACUUAUUGCGGCUCAUAUCUUUACCCAGGAAAUCAAAAACCAUUCGAGCGCGUUUUGACUAUGUGUCCUUGAACGAAACUAAAGUGAUUUCAUUAGCCAAUCAAAAAAAGAAAAGGAAAAUUCUAGAAGGAGCCUGCGAGAAUCCCAGGAAAAACAAACAAACUGUUUGAACCGCGUUAAACUGGCGCGAGUGAUUGAGUCGUGAUGGUUUCAGUUUGCUUAUUUUCUUAACAAUUCAGUAGUGAAGUAAAGCGAAACCAAAGCGAAUUUCGGGUUCCUCUCUAUACUUGAUUAAACUCGCUCAUGUUCCUCAUGUACAGAAUAUAAAUCUCACACCAGUGUCUUGCUCAUUACGAUUGAAUUAAGGUUUUUUUCCCCUGAUCGUCGUCGGUUUUUGUCCAUAAGACAAAACUACUGUCAUGGUUUCUAUCAAACUUAAAUCCUUCCCCAUGUUGCGAAAUCGACUCCAACGAUUUUUGCAUAGCUACCUUAAACUUGAGGCUUCCACGAGUAGUUGUCAAGUUACCUCUUUAGUAUAUUCAUUACAUAACACUCAUAUCGCCAAAUUCUCGUUACUAAUCAAAGAGGUAAUGAAUAGCUGUUAAAAGGAAGAGUUAUCGAUCAUAUUUUGAGAGUGUAAAGGUUAAAACUAAGUGAAAGUUCUUGCUGCAAUUUUGCAAUACCUCUGGUCUUUUUCAGACGUAUGUUUCCAACAUUUCAAGUGCGCCUUCAAGGUCUGGACCCGUCGGCUAAGUACAUCCUAAUGAUGGACUUCAUACCAGUCGACGAUAAACGUUAUCGGUACGCUUUUCACAGUUCCAAGUGGCUGGUGGCAGGCAAAGCAGACGCCAGUGUACCCGGGAGAGUACACAUUCACCCUGACUCACCCUGUACUGGACAGCAAUGGAUGAAACAGAUCGUGUCUUUUGACAAACUUAAACUCACCAACAACCUUAUGGAUGACAACGGGCAUGUAAGUCCUAAGACACUGUCUAUAUCUGUAGAGUUGAGCUCAUCGAUCAACUCUAAAUGAUCACCUUUAUUGAGAAUAUUUAAACUGCAUUUAUGUUUAGAAGUUCCUUAACUGGUUUUGAACCCGCUUUCCUGUUUCGCUGAAGAUAUCUUUGUACAAGUUCUUUGCCCAAAGAGUCUGAAAAUGCACAAAGGCGCAAGUUGUUGUCGCUAGAUUUCGGUUUCUGAUUGGUAAGGACAAUCUCUUCAAGCAAAAAUUUCGGCAUGCUCAAAGGUUGAGAGUGCGUCACUGUCAUAAAAACUUCAGAGUCGAAAUUUUAUGCAGAAAGUUGAAAUCAAACACGCAUUAUUGCGAGCAAUCAAAUGAUUCCUCAUACAAUUCAGAGUGAAUGAUGAAGAGAAAUUUGCACCAGCCCGUAAUAAAGGAACUUGCGCCUAUUUAUUCUACCAUAUUGCUCUCGAAAAAAUUUGACUAUUUUUUCAUAAACGCAGCUUUUGCAUAACUGUGUCACUUGACCUUGUCAGUCAUCAAAAAUGGUUGUGGUACGAAAUCGAUAUCAAAAAUGGACAGUGCGUGAUGAAAUUCAUGUACACGCCGUAGCUGAAAUUAGCUUCAUCCCUGUCAGCAGAGUCUGACGACACAAGCUGACUGUGUAUGACGCAAAUCUAGUUUUCUGAUGAUAUUUUAAGGCAAUCAGUGAUAAAGAAAACAGAUUGAUUUAACAGGCGACGCAGGAUUUUCGUCAUCUAAAGCCACCUUGAAGGCGGCCAGGAAUAUUUUCCACCUGAUCCUAAACGUUUUUGCGUCUAAGAUUUCAGGAAACGCUUUAUUUUUUGUACGCAUUAGGUUAACUACAUUAAUCGUUAUGUUUAAUUCAAUUUUGUAAUCUUGUAGAGCUGCUCUGAGUGCCAACAGACUUUAUCUCGUGAUUUUAACUGCUCUCUGACAUUUCAUUAUGACGGCGAAUUUUUGUUGAAGCAAGCACAAGAGGGGGUGAAAACUGCAAAUGCAGCCGACAAAUUUCAUUUUGCAGCCUUUAAAACUUCGUGCACGCGGCUAACACCUGUCUUCAUGAUUAGCAAAAGUAGUUUUCAUCAGUUAAGUGGGUUAACCGUGCAAAGUCCUUGCCUAGACCAUUAUCUAUCAUCUCACUUACAGAGCGAUGAAUGAGUUUUUUUAGCGAAAAUUUGGGAUGAUUUGGCUGUCGAAAGAUCUUAUUUUUCAAAGCUUAAACCGCUUUUACGGUGCGUGUGGACAUGUGAUUCGCACUUUCACUGCCCCUAGUUCCGUCUUCCUUACAAUCAAGUGCAGUAAUCCAGGAUUAUGUCUCCCAAGUAGAACUCAAUAAUCAAAAUGCAAUGUUUUAAAAUCACAUUGGCAAAUGAUCAUAAUAUUGGCUUUUUCACCUUAUUUGGCUGUUUUUGCGGAAGGCGGGAGGUGCGGUGUCAAAACAUUCCUAUUUCAAGUGAAGGGUGUACAUACCGGAUAUUGCUUAAAUAUGUUCCAUACAAAUUUGGCUUAAGUGGCCCGAUUCGAUGUUAAUCUUUCCCUUUCCAAUUUUCUUCACAAAAUUUGCCCUAUUUAAAAAAAAAAAUAAGACGCUUGCGAUUUUAAUCAUACCGACUCGACUUGGAAAUCUUGGGCUGCAGACAAAUGACAUGCUAAGGAUCUGGUUUUGUCAUUGCCAACUUCUCCAAGGGGAGGAGAUUUUAAUCAAAACAUGGUACACGUACUGUUUGUGUACAUCUUUUGGGGUCCUUUUGGACAUGACGAUAAAAACGUUCAAAAAAGUUUUAGCAGAGUUCGAACAUUUCAAUCGUUGGCGAUGUACUGGUAAAAUGGAUACCAAACGUUCAGCUACCCGUAAACACAUUUUUUUAAUUUGUUUAUCAGGGAUAAUCCAAUUUGUUUUUCCGAAAAAUUCUCUAGAAUUAAACUGACUCCUUAUGGGGGAUUUAGAGUGAGCGGUUAAAGUUCCCAGAAUAGAAACGGAAAUUAGAACGCUUUUGAAACUACCAGAAAGAACCUCCCUGGGUGAUACUCCCUCGGCCUCCGGCUCUAGGAAACGACCGAGGAACAUCACGGCGACCACCCUCUUUUCGCUUUUCGCUCCCAAGAUCCCAACAUUAAUUCUCCACACUUUUUUACUUAUAUUCCAUAUAAUUUAAGUUAUGAGAAUUUGAUGCUAAAUCAAACAACAUCCUUCUGUUGAUGUUUUCUUUCUCUUCUUCUUCUCGUCACCUUUUUGGUUGAUAUUUCGUUGAUCUUGUGAGGAGAAAUUCGUUAUUAAUCACUAUUGGGAGAGAAAGGGUUAAGGUUUCCUCUUCUCGAUAAAUUUACAGAAUUGAGUGCCUGUCUUAACCAAAGGUAGUUUUAAUUACUUUAUUGAUCGUAAUAACGCUUUCAAAUUUCAAAACUAUGCUUUUGGAGCCCAGUUUCGGUUCUGUUUUGCCUUACUUGAACUCGGACGUUUUAACUCCUUGGCCAAUUACCUCAAAAACUAAGUUAAAAAAUUAACAAUAACUGAGUGAAAUUCAGUUGCUCGUGCAAAUCAGUUUCCCAUUAUUAUAUCUUGUUCGAUACUUCCCAAGCAGCUUGACACUUGCCGUGUGUUUUGCCAGGCUUUCUUUAUCAGGUUGCAUGUUCUUGGGCGUUGUCUUCUAUUCAAUCUCGUUCCUGGGGUCCGUUUUCUCGCAUUUGAAGGGAAAGAAACCGUGCACUUGCCACAAGCUGCACGCUUGCCCGCGCUUAACGCAGGAAAUGUGUGGUUCCGCGUCCGGUGCCAAGAGCCCCUGCUUUCAAGUAGAAUUCUGACCAGUCUGUUAUGUACGGUUCAUCUCGCAGAUCAUCCUUAACUCAAUGCACAAGUACCAGCCAAGAUUUCACGUGAUUCUUGACGAAUCGGAGAAAGGAAAUUCCAGGGCGAGUCUCCAUGAAACCAACAAGGACCAUCUACGAACGUUCAUCUUCCCUGAGACACAGUUCAUGGCCGUCACAGCUUAUCAGAAUCACAUGGUAAGUUUUUUUCUGUUUUGCUAAAUCGUACGGGGCGUCAGACCAUAUUCCACGCUAACUAUGUUUAAGGGACGUUUAGUGGCUGUAUAUGGUGAUUUGUAGUUCUUUAGUUUAUCUGAGUUGUUCAAAGCUCAAGAAACAUCAAUCCAGGAUUAUACUCCAUGGUCACAUACAGUUUUUCCAUGUGCUUAACCUGGGACAGGUGCUGAUCGGGUCUCGAUCAAAACAACUCUAGAACAUGCCUCUGGCAACCUUUUUCUUCCUCAUUUGUUUUCCUCGCAGAGUAAACAACUUAUAUCAGCUGCAGCACUAAACCUUUAAUUCCGCGGUCAGAGACUAUCGCUAUGUCAUGUAUGUUUGGCAAAAAUGCAUUUUGACGUUUGGCAUUCAGAAUUUUGUUUCAGCAACAUUUUUUUUUUUUUCAAUCGACCAGAAUUUUUUUCAGUGGCCUUCAAACCUUUUAUCGCGUUCUUUUCGCUUUUGCUGGCAUACUUUACGUUCUGAUGAAAAUGUUCAAAUAGAUUAGUCUUUUUUUAACUCUUACAUCUCUGUAAUUCAUUACUUAAUUAACAUAACUUUUAUGGAGAGAAGUCGGUCAGAACAAGUUUUGAAAUGGCGAGAGCGGGUAGUUUAGGAUAUUUAAGUGAUAGACUUCAUCGUGUUUGUCCAGUGUUAAAAUUUCAACUUAGCCUCAUAUUUCAGAUCAUCAAUUUGCUAGAUUUCCAUUGUAAUGUUGCAAUCGUUUUAUGAUAGGUCUAUGGUGCAAACUGUUAUGGGGAAGUUUUGAAAAGUCAUAAUCUUGAGCAAUUUAGAUUUGGCUUUUAAGGAACAAAAAUUAAGGAAAUUUGAAGAAUUCAUCGCGACUUUAUAUUAGUCUUGAGCAAUCUUCACUCAAUCACCCCAACUGACUAAAGGAACUGAUCACAAAAACGCGAAACGUAGACACGGAUUUUCCUAAAUUCAAACAAUAGGUUGAGAACAGAUUUUUGCUUUUAGCUACAUAAGGUGUCUUCCGAUCCUCUUAAAGAACUUUGAUCCUCAGAGAAACACAAUCUCUUGACCUUUUGUGUAAAUCUAAACAAACUUUUUUUUUUCAUGUAUUUCAAUUAAAACCCACCACAACCAGAAGUAUUCUAUUGAAAUAAUCGGAUUUCAAGAGGAUUUUGUCAUAUUGGAUUAGCACCGCAACAUAAUUAAGUUGUCCUAUUUAUCGCCUGAAGGCACAAAUCUCACUGUGAGAACAUCAGCUGGUGAUGUCAAAAGACUAUCACUCAUGUUGUAAUCCUUGAAUAGUGCCGACUGCUGUGACAAGUUUACAGCGCAAUUACAUUCCUUCAAAACAUAUAACAAGCUAAACCACAUAGGAAAGUUCUUCUCUAGUCUCAAUUUGGCUUGGACUGUAGUUUGCUUUUAAAACUUACAUUCGUUUAGCUUCGAAUUGGUUCUCUUCCAUUGUCUAUGCUAUCUUCGACAAAAGUGUCGUAAUUCUUCGCUUGAUAUUGAGCAUUGCAAAGAGAGAAACUUUCCCGGCCAGUUUAUCUCAAACAUCUUUCCCCUGUUAUUCUCAAAGUGACCACAAUACGAUCUUAGAAAGAGAUUGGUCGAUAUCUCCAAGUACAAUAUGAAUGGACAAAACAGAGAGCGGUCUUUUUUUUUUCUGUAAUUCUAUCUCAAUUUAACAUUCCCCAGCCAUUUCUAUACAAUUGACCUUAAAAAGUAAAAACACACAUUGUUUGGCUGUUACGUGAGGGGACAACAUACCAAACAUGGCUCUGUCCACAACACCCUUUAACAGCUCUUAACCACAGCCUGAUUAGAUUAUAUACUAUCACAACCCUUUAUCGGAGUAAUGCUUCUUAAUUUCGCAAAGUUUGAGUACCUACUUUUGACUUAAGUAUAAGCUAGUGAGUCAUAAAGAUAUCAACAUUAAUAAUCCUCUAGGACUAGUAAAACCAUUACUGAGACUAGGAAAAGGUCAAUGUCCCUUCGGCUGAUAGGCAUAGGUUAUCCAAUACGUACUUAACUUGGCGCAAGACACGUCUAUUGAUUAAAAAGCGGCAUUUUAAUUGAUGAUGAGGUUAUAAAAACACAUUCGGUUUUUCUAUUGCAUUCCGAGAGCCUGUGGCUGAUUUCAGACAUAAACCAUGCUCACAGAUUAGUUUUUAGGGAGAGGUGACCGACGCGAAUGCGUUUUGAACAAGAAUAGUUCACGCGAAAAGGACAGGUCUUGGCCAUGUUUUUUUUUUUUUUUUUUAAGUGGAAAACUCUUGGAAUCAAAACAGUUUCAAUGUUAAAAAUUCAUGAUUUUGAGCCUCUUUUUCAUACUAAGUCGCAACACUCAUAAUUAUUCCUUCAUCGGGCUUUUGACUAGUACAAAGUCUUUUUGGCAACUAUUUUUUGCUGUUAAAUUUUCUAGGUAAGAUUUGAGGAGUAAGAGACACUCCCUGAUUAGCAAACUGAGGUAGUUUAAUCAAUUUACGAAGUAAUGCCUUUGAUUAUGUAACUGACUACAAAGGCCAAUUAUUUGCAGGAACUCUAAAUAGUUACUUGUCUUACUAGUUGAAUUGAGAACAAAAAGCUGCUUAGCACGUUUUCAUGCACAAAUGCAACAGAAAAAAAGGAAUUGUUGUACACAAAAGCAAAGAAAACUUGCCGGUCAAGAACAUUUUUUUUCUGGACGAUCUGUUGGACAAGAAUAACCCUAGAACUUCUUAAAUUUCUUCGACAAUGCUCCUUGACGGGUCAUCUAUUCAAGAAAAUUUAUUCCUUUUGUUUAUUCUUGCUCAAGAAGUGGCAGCUAUAAUCAGUGCUAUCUACGCUAUCAAGAAAAAAACUCUAUAAGUUAAAUGUUUUCAGGGAGACCUCACCACAGCACAAAUGCUCCUCAAAUCUUGAGAAAAUUGUAACUUUAAUUAAGCAAGCUUCUACUUUGUACCCUCAGGCAGUUAACCCUUCCGGAGUAUAUAGUAAAUCUUAAUAAUACCUAACAUGCCUUCGACUUUUUCGAUUCAGAUAACACAGCUGAAGAUCGCCAGCAAUCCAUUUGCCAAAGGGUUCCGAGAUUGUGACCCGGAUGACUGGUGAGUACUUUUAUGAAAUUUUCUCAUAAGUUUUGUCAGAUUUCUGAAAACGUUUUUGUUUCCUUGAGACUUUGAAUUCACUAUUUUCAGGACACCAUUUUUUGUCGAGCUAAACAUUCCAAAAGCGAAAUUGAAAAAAAAAAUUCACCGGGUCAUUGUGCCUCUUUGAAUCUCGGUGUGACGAAACUCCUAAUUGCAUUUAAAAUAGUCCACUUAAAUAACUGCAAUGUUCUUCUGAAUGUCGAAAGUAAUCCAUGAUUGCAUCGGUUUUGCUUUAGUACGCUACCGGGAUCAAUAUCAGUAUCUGAGCAACUGCCCACCUACCCCUCCCCUAACCCAACAUUAACCUUAACUUGUUGUCAAUUGACUGUUGCUGGGUUAGGGGAGGGGUAGGUGGGCAGUUGCCCAGAUACUGAUAUUGAUCCCGCUACGACCACUAUCUCAACUAAUCAAAUGCUAAACUAAGAGCAAUCGUUACUUUAUCACCAGCCAUGCAUCAACAUCUGCAUCUCCAGCGCUUCAAGACUCCUAGGGGAUUUAUCUAUGAACAUGUAAACUAGUUUUAUUGUAAAUUUAGAAUUAACUUAACGAUUUAGUCAUAUUACAAAUUAGGUUAGAGUGUUCCUAAAUCCAAUUAGAUUUUAUUAUUGUAAAUAUAGAUUUUAGAUUAAACUUAUACCUCUUAGUAUAGUUUUAACUGUUUUAGGAACACCUCUCAUAAAAAUUUAAGAUUAAAGUGAUAUCAACCUGGUUCUGAUCGGCUGUUUUGUGGCAAUUACAAGUGUACUAUUAUUACAGUAAAUUCACGAAUUGAGCUGCAGAUAAUCACUUAAAGAAAAUUAUUCCAAUAUAAUCUUUUUUCACACUAAAAUGCAGUGUUAUGGAAGUCAUGAAACAACUUGACCAGGGAGAAAUUUCUGCGACCGCUCGUGCCAGGUUACAUGGAGACAUGGUAUCUCAAAGAAAUGAACCUCAAGUACCUCGGCCUCAGGCUCCCCGGCCAGUGCCUCCUGUCAGCGCUGUAAAUCCAGCCUUCACCUAUCCAGGUGAGAUAACUUUUAAAUUUGUUGGCUUAAAUUAGCUGUCCAGGGUUGAGUCUGUGCCGUAGUCUUAUCAGAGAUUAAACUAUGGUAAUCCACAAUUCGUUUGUCUUAGGUCCGUAUGAAAAUAGAGGAACUCCGCUGACGCACAUACCCAGAAAUCUCCCUAACUCUUCGCCUCCCGGAGGAUAUCUACCUAUGAUGCCUCAAAUGAUGGGCCACGUGGGCCCUAACCCGAUGUCGCCGACAUCUCCGACAAGCCCUGGAUAUGGCCAGCGCACAUAUCAAUCAUUACGCAUGCACAGGACAAUGCCAUAUCCCACAAGGCAAAGCAGGUCUUCUUCAAGCGAUGAAAGUUGCCCAUAGAAACACACCUGAAGUUUAAUACAUUGAAUUAAAGCCGGAUCUCACGAAAAGGAUUUGCAGUUAUAAUGACAUUUUCUUUAACGAAUGUAAAAGGCUAAAAGGUGAUGCUUGUACAUAAACAAAGACAAUUGAAAUAUACGGC
Molecule: messenger RNA, 11174 nt
Organism: Pocillopora meandrina
Lineage: Eukaryota; Metazoa; Cnidaria; Anthozoa; Scleractinia; Pocilloporidae
Source: the annotation of a GenBank genome assembly